GCAAAUUGCACUAGUUUUGUUUGGAAUGCGGAUGCGAUAACUGCAUGCAAUUAGCGCGCGCUCGGUACGCGCAUGCGCAUUGGUGGAGCAAUCAGAGGAUCGGGAGGACGAACGAGGAAAAGAAUGGCUGCGACUAGGAGGCUAGCCAAGGAACUAAAGGAGAUCAGAGACGGCAACUCCAAGAUAUUCAGAAACAUAAUUGUCGACGAAUCCAACAUCUUGAACUGGCAGGGGCUGGUGGUGCCUAAUCAAGAACCAUUCAACGGAGGUGCCUUCAAAAUAGAGAUCGUCUUCCCUGCAGAAUACCCGUUCAAACCUCCAAAGAUUACAUUCAAGACAAAGAUCUACCACCCGAAUAUCGACGAGAAGGGCCAGGUGUGUCUGCCCAUCAUCAGCCCAGAGAACUGGAAACCGGCCACAAAAACUGAUCAAGUCAUUCAGGCACUAGUGGCGCUGGUCCACGAACCGGAGCCGGAACAUCCGCUGCGCGGGGACUUGGCCGAGGAAUUCACAAAGGACCGUGCAAAAUUCAAUAAGAAUGCCUUAGAGUUCACGAGGCAACACGCAGAGAAGAGGCCAGCAGACUGACGGCAAUGGAACACGGCCUGUGUCCUCUUAGCACCAUUGACUUUGCUCUGUUCGUAGAGCUAUAUAUGUCGUACUUGUUGCAUACAUAUUAUCAUAAUCUUGCUACAUAGUAUAAUUAUUAUACCUGUAUGUUGUUAUUCACAUGCAUUAGUGCCAUACAUGCACUGCUUGCUAGCUCUGAUCGAUUGUACUAGGGUGUGCACUUAUUGGAAUUUCUAAUUUUUUGUGUGACCACGCAUUAAACCAUCCGCAGAAAGCAUUCUAUAUUUUGCCCACC
Geodia barretti is the source of this 865-nucleotide messenger RNA. The record is from the annotation of a GenBank genome assembly. NCBI's taxonomy places the organism in Eukaryota, Metazoa, Porifera, Demospongiae, Tetractinellida, Geodiidae.